CUAGUCAUAAUGUGUUUCAAAAGUAUACUCUAAUUGAGUAUCAAUUUCACUUUGUGCAGAAAAAUAAAAGCGAAUCAUCCCCAUGAAUAAUAAACAGUAGACUAUCCUCAAGAUGGCUGACGAUGUCUACAGUUCUGAUGAAAAUGAAGAAAAUUAUGUGUUUUACAGGGAUCGCGAGGAGUGGAAGGAUGUGACUCCGGUCCCGCAGGAGGAAGGACCUCACCCCGUGGUGCAGAUAGCGUACUCCGACAGAUUCAAAGAUGUGUUUGACUACUUCCGUGCUGUCCUGAAGGCAGACGAGCGCAGUGAGCGAGCCUUCAGCCUAACCAAGGAUGCCAUCGGCCUCAACGCUGCCAACUACACUGUAUGGCACUACAGAAGACUGCUGCUGCAGGAUCUGAAGAAAGACCUGUGGGAGGAGAUGAAGUUUGUCAAGGAUGUCAUCGAGGACCAACCUAAGAACUACCAAGUCUGGCACCACAGGCGGGUACUGGUAGAGUGGCUGAAGGAUGCCUCCAAGGAGAUGCAGUUUACCGAGGAGAUUCUCAACAUGGAUGCCAAAAACUAUCACUGCUGGCAGCACAGACAGUGGUGCAUUAGGGAGUUUAAACUGUGGGAUGGAGAGCUGGAUUUUGUAAACAACCUUCUCUGUGAAGAUCUUCGGAACAAUUCAGCUUGGAACCAGCGCUUCUAUGUCAUCAAUAACUCCACUGGCAUAACUCCAGAGCUUCUGGACAUGGAGGUCAGUUACACAAUUCAGAUGAUCAAGAGAGCUCCAAAUAAUGAGAGUGCCUGGAACUAUCUGAAAGGGAUCCUGAUGGCGGCUGGUGCAGAGAUCAGCUCCUACCCAAAGCUGAUGGACACCUGUCAGGAGCUGCGUGCGUCAGGGGUGCACACCCCGUACCUGCUGGCCUUCCUACUGGACUGCCAUGAGGAGAUGUUAGAGACAGGGUCAGGGGUCAAAGAAGACAACCUAGAUAAGGCUGUACAGUUGUGUAAUCAGCUUGCUCAAGAGGAAGACACAAUCCGCAAAGAGUACUGGAACUACUGCAGAAGAUCCCUGCAGCUGAAGUAUGGCACUGCAGAGGAGACAUUAUAAUGGGUACAUGUGCUGCUGCAGUAAGACCCUGCAGCACGUGAAACUGCAGCAGUAGAGCAGCGUUAUGGAUACGUUAUCACAGUACUGCGUCUAGAAUAGGAUACUGCAUCAGAGAGAAAGAUAACUUGUAAACUUAACAUGUGAAUGUGCUUUGUAUUAAAUGCAGUUGCUAAAUGUGCAAUGUUGACAUCGUUUAAUGAAAUCUGUACAUGUUUGGUUUUUAAUAGAGUAGAAAUGUAUAAAGCACAUUAGAUGAAUUUAGUUUUUUCUUUGCUAUGCUAUGGAUUAUAUUUUUGUUUUUCCAAACUUCGUAAAAUUAGUUUGAAAUAGUCUUGAUAGGCAUAGUGUUUAUGUUGUUUAGUCCCGAUUACUGUACCAUAGCUCUCAUUCCAUAGUCGUGAUGUCAAGUUUUCUAUCGAGCAAAAAAGUGAAGCAUACAAGUUCCGAGUACUUAAAAUUAGCUUUAUUUGAAGUCCAUGAGAAUAAAUAAGUUGUAAGAA
Branchiostoma floridae (Florida lancelet) is the source of this 1599-nucleotide messenger RNA. RefSeq names its product protein farnesyltransferase/geranylgeranyltransferase type-1 subunit alpha-like. Gene Ontology annotation, molecular function: CAAX-protein geranylgeranyltransferase activity; protein farnesyltransferase activity. Gene Ontology annotation, biological process: protein geranylgeranylation; protein farnesylation. Gene Ontology annotation, cellular component: cytoplasm; CAAX-protein geranylgeranyltransferase complex; protein farnesyltransferase complex. Lineage: Eukaryota; Metazoa; Chordata; Leptocardii; Amphioxiformes; Branchiostomatidae. The coding region runs from base 113 to 1099 and encodes 328 amino acids. The transcript is spliced from 9 exons. The record is from RefSeq and is a predicted model, not a curated record.